Molecule: messenger RNA, 669 nt
Organism: Oldenlandia corymbosa var. corymbosa
Lineage: Eukaryota; Viridiplantae; Streptophyta; Magnoliopsida; Gentianales; Rubiaceae
Source: the annotation of a GenBank genome assembly
AUGGUUGCCCCUGAUAUCCUAGAGUUUGAUCACUUUGUUAUGGAAAUUGUUGGACCUUGCAACGGUGUUGUUUGUCUCACAGAAAGAACGGGCUUCUUGUAUGUAUCUAUCGAUGACCGUAAGAUUCGUGGACAAGCCAUCUAUUUAUGUAAUCCUGCUACUCGUGAAUACCGAGGACUCCCAGAUAGCCCCUUUGAUUUUAUACCUGGAUUAAGUUGCGCUAGACAGGCUUUGGGCUUCGGAUUUGAUCCUUGUGCCAAGGAUUAUAAGGUAGCCUCAGUAUUGUAUCUUCCGGAUGAGAUUGAUGUGGAACGUGGUACUGGCUUGUGCAAGAUUGAGGUCUACCAUCACAGCUCUAAUUCCUGGAGAGAAGUAGAUAUCUUGUCUGAUGAAAUCUCGUCCCAUGGUUUGGUCAAAUGCAAGGAUAUCCGAGUCACUCAUCCCCAUUUCCUGUUGAAUGGUUCUUUCCAUUGGGCCGCCGGUUGUCGUAUUAAUAACUAUUUUAUUCUCUGUUUUGAUAUGAACACAGAGGCGGUGCACGCCAUACCAUUUCCUCCGGCUUCUAGCUCUCCUGAUUCGAUACUGCCGCGUCUUGUAGUGUUGGAGGAUUCGCUAGCAUUGGUUCAUGUAGAAUAUGCAGGCUCCGAAGUCGUGUAUGAGCAUAUCUAA